Epinephelus moara (kelp grouper) is the source of this 3693-nucleotide messenger RNA. RefSeq names its product AT-rich interactive domain-containing protein 3B-like. Gene Ontology annotation, biological process: regulation of transcription by RNA polymerase II. NCBI's taxonomy places the organism in Eukaryota, Metazoa, Chordata, Actinopteri, Perciformes, Serranidae. Gene Ontology annotation, cellular component: nucleus. Bases 304 to 2151 code for a protein of 615 amino acids. The record is from RefSeq and is a predicted model, not a curated record. The transcript has 9 exons. Gene Ontology annotation, molecular function: DNA binding.
AGGGAGUUACCUCAGCGCUCUGCCAGAUAUGAGAUCGGGCCAUUUUCCACUCGGUCCCCUUUUCUAUUAAAGAAGAAAAUCACGAAUAUCACAGGGGAAAGAAAGACAGGGACACAGGUACAUUUUUGGAGAGGUCGUCCAGAGGAGAGCACACAGCGCCUUUCCUUACUGCUGGCGGAUCAGUCGGUAUCUACGGUGCAUGCACAGUAUCUCUGCCCCCGUGCGCGCGCGCGUGUGUGUGUUUACAAGUGUUUGAACGAGUGCCACAAACGAGGGAAGGACGAUAAAGCCAAGGAAGGAGGGAUGGUGGACAAUUCAAGCAGUAGUAAGGCACAAAUGCCCAGCAUGUCUCAGGAUCCUGGUGUGGCCUUUCCUCAGAGCACCUCGACAGGGGGUAUGAAGCUGGAGGCUGUAAUGGAGCAGCUCCAGCGCCAGCAGCAGGCCCGACUGGAAAUGGAGCGCAAGGAGAGGAAGCUGCGAGAGGCCCAUAUCAUGUAUGCUCAGCAGGUUGCUGCACAGCAGGCCAUCCUAGCGGCUGCCCGGGCUUCUGGGGCCAGCUUCAUGGGCAAAGGCCUGGCUGGUGGGGUCCCUAGUGCUGUGUUGCCUCCCCGGGUCUCCAAUCAGAGCAGUGUGGACUCAGAAAGAGAGGAUGACGAGGACAGAGGCCGUGAUUCUGGGGAUGAGGACGACGACAAUGAAAUGAUGGAGGGGGACGAGGGAAGUGAUGAGGACGAGGGGAGUGCCAGUGGUCUGGAGUUCCUCCGUAAGCAGACCCUCGCUUUGCAGCAGAGCGCCUCCCGCAUCCAGGCCCGUCCGUUUGGCAGUUACUCUGCGUCAGCCCCCCAGAGGGCUGCAUCCCCACCUAUCAGAGUGAAGCAGGAACCUGAUGAGGGCCUGUCUCCUGCAGGGCCUCACUCUGCUACCUCUCCUAAUGGACAGGCCGACUGGGGCUUCGAUGAUCACUUCAGACAGAAUGGGAGUGCAGGCUGGGCGGAUGAGGCUGACAGUAGCAGAGGAAGAGGAGAGGCCUCCAGAGACUUUGCUAAGUUGUAUGAACUGGACAAUGACCCCAAAAGGAAGGAGUUUUUGGAUGACCUCUUCACCUUCAUGCAGAAACGAGGAACCCCAGUCAAUCGUAUCCCCAUCAUGGCCAAGCAGGUCCUGGAUCUGUAUAUGCUGUAUAAACUGGUGACAGAGAAGGGAGGCCUGGUGGAGGUAAUCAACAAGAAGAUCUGGAGAGAAAUCACAAAGGGACUCAACCUGCCUACCUCCAUCACCAGUGCAGCUUUCACCCUGCGCACACAGUACAUGAAGUACUUGUAUCCGUAUGAGUGCGAGAGGAAAGGCCUCAGCUCCCCAGGUGAGCUCCAGGCUGCCAUCGACAGUAAUCGACGCGAGGGUCGUCGUCCGAGCUACAGCAGCAGCCUCUUCCGCUUCUCUCCCUCUCCCAGCACAGCUCCCCACAUCCUCUCUCCUCCAAAGAUGCACCUUUCAGCUCUGGGGGCAGGGGCCUCGGGGGCCCUCAACGGCCUGCAGGCCUCACCAGGACCCUCUCUGAAGAAAGUUCUCUCUCUUCCAGAUGACCUGACCCCCUCCAUCAUGGCAGCAAGACCCUCCAUGGCACUGGCCCUGGGUCACCAGCAGGUUGCGGGUUUGGCAAGAGCCGCCACUCUGGAGCAGCUGAGGGAAAAGCUGGAGACCAGCGGCGGAGGAGAGGGGCCAGAGAGGAAGAUGGCCCGCCUGGCGGAGGAGCAGCAGCGCCUGAUGCAGCAGGCUUUCCAACACAACCUGCUGGCCAUGGCUUCCCAAAUGCCCAUGAACCUGCGUCUGGGAGCCCCCACCAUCACCACCAGAGAUGAGAAGCAGCAGGAUAUGUCACUGAGCAUCUCAACCAAUGGAAAUGCCAGCAUUACUGUCUCAGUGGAUGUCAAUGGCACACUCUACUCAGGAACCCUGUUUGCUCAGAAGUCUGGUGGGGCCCCGGGGCCUGCUGUAUCUUCUGCUGCUGCUGCCGCCUCAGCCUCCCCUGCUGGAACCAGCACUAGCUUUGGCUUUUCUGCACCCCUGGCUCAGACCCUAAGCCCAGCGUCCUCCUCCUCCUCCUCCAAGGGUCCCGGCUCGGCCGAGCCGACCCCCAGCGGGUCACCCUAACUCAGGCUGCCCUUUGUACCUGCUCCCCAGGCCCCUCUUCCACCGGGAGGCCCAGCAAGAAUAUACAGUACAAUGAGAAACCGAUAAGAAUAACAAACUGUUGCACAACAAAUACCUCAUCAACCCUGUCAACCUCUUGGCUGUCCAAUCAUGAACACAGAGCCCAAGAAUAUUAUAUGACAGCACGUGCCCAAACGCACAGCUAUGCAUUUUAUUCAACGUGCAAACACAUACACACACUACACUACAAACCACACACACACACACACACACACACAUGUAUACAUAUACAGACACACAAUCUACACGUACAUACAUUUGUUAAUCCUAAUGUACAUGCUAAACACAAUCAGCUCAGCCAAAACCCACUGACAGGUGUAGUCACAACUGAACUUGAAAAGUUUUAUCUUAGGACAUUUUGUUUGUUUGUUGCCAUUUUGUCGUCUUUUUGAUUUUGUGUUUUAGAAUGAUUUUGUUUUUAGUUUUUCUCUUUUUACAUACCUCAAAUCAAGUAACCUGCAGUGGUGUCUUUACCUCAGGAGUUGUAGUAUAUUUAACCUGAAUCAACUUUAUUUUUAUAUUCUUUUUGACCUAGUUGCAAUCAGGGGAAGUCGGGUAACUCUCACCAGUGGAACCUCAUGUACAGCACCCACCUCACAGUGACAGGCCUCCAACCCGGGCCACUCAGGUUUCCUCAGCACACUGUAGACUCUUGCUGAGCUCAGACUGGUGAAUGAUCAGAUGCUGUAGAUCAGCACAUUAAAUACAUAUAACUCCUCAGCUCAGCAAGUCCAUUAUAUUGGUUGGAAGGUUAACAGUGUACGCAAACCUCCCAAUAUGAACAGGAUUUCACCAAACUGAAAACUUUCAUUAGCAAUGCACAGGAUUUUCUGUCAACUUUCUGCAGGUCCGCACAAACUGUCUUUAAAAACGUAGCGCACAAAUUUUAGGGAACAGCAACUCUAAUCCACCACAGCAGGCCUAGCAGACCCUGAGCUCGUUUCUCCCCCGUCAACGUUACAGAGGGGUCGUACAAAAUCAGGUUUGAGUUUGUUGUCCCCGAUUUUGUUUGUGUAUCCUUCCUCCAGCCGCAGCCACAGAGCCGAAUGUCAAUCUGACGGCGGUCAUCGUCAGCGCAUGGUUCUCAGACCUCAUAUUGGCCUCUCUGCUCUGGAGGGCGUCUCUCUCAGGAAGCAAUGUGACAACUGCAAGGAAUCACUGUUAAUUUAAAGAAAAAGAAGGGAUUCAUACCUGAAGAAUUGACAAGUGGACAUGACUGUUCAAGAAUACCUCAUCAGUCUCUCUCAAAAGGAGAGCUACACUACAUACCUCAUACGGCUGCGAAGCCAUCAAGACUUGACGCCACAACCCGUGAUGGAAAUCCUAGCUGAACUGAAACUGACGUGAACGUACUGACACACUGCUGGUGGUUUUUGGGGACAAACAGAACUAGGAUGGGUUUGCUAUCUCUCUCCUUCUGUGUUGACAUGUGUAACUUGUUUUAUGCUUGCUUCCAUUUCCUUUUUUUUUUUUUUUUUUUUU